Messenger RNA from Otolemur garnettii (small-eared galago), 2617 nucleotides. It is a transcript of the gene FNBP1, whose product is annotated as formin binding protein 1. The transcript has 16 exons. The record is from RefSeq and is a predicted model, not a curated record. Lineage: Eukaryota; Metazoa; Chordata; Mammalia; Primates; Galagidae. Gene Ontology annotation, biological process: endocytosis. Gene Ontology annotation, molecular function: protein binding. Bases 242 to 2050 code for a protein of 602 amino acids.
CGGGCGGGCUCUGCGGCGGCAGCGGCUGCUUCUUCCUCGGGCCAUUUUGCAGUGGAGCGACAGGGAGGAGGAGGUGCCGUGGAGACCCUGGGCGACAGUCGACGAGCCGGAGGAGGCGGCGGCCGCGCGGGCUCCCAGCUUUCCGCGGUCGCGGGGAUCUCGAGGGGCGAAGGGAUCACAGGGGAGGGGGACCCGAGAGCUGCGCCCGCCGCGCGGAGCGUCCCUUCCCGCCCCUUGCACCAUGAGCUGGGGCACCGAGCUCUGGGAUCAGUUUGACAACUUAGAAAAACACACACAGUGGGGAAUUGACAUUCUUGAGAAAUACAUCAAAUUUGUAAAGGAAAGGACAGAGAUCGAACUCAACUAUGCAAAGCAACUCAGGAAUCUUUCAAAGAAAUACCAACCCAAAAGGAACUCAAAGGAAGAAGAAGAGUACAAGUAUACGUCAUGCAAAGCUUUCAUUUCCACCCUGAACGAAAUGAAUGACUACGCGGGGCAGCAUGAAGUUAUCUCCGAAAACAUGACCUCUCAGAUCAUCGGGGACUUAGCACGCUAUGUUCAGGAACUGAAACAGGAGAGGAAAUCGAACUUCCACGAUGGGCGUAAAGCCCAGCAGCACAUAGAGACCUGCUGGAAGCAGCUCGAAUCAAGUAAAAGACGAUUUGAACGAGAUUGCAAAGAGGCUGACCGAGCACAGCAGUACUUUGAGAAAAUGGAUGCUGACAUCAAUGUCACCAAAGCAGAUGUCGAAAAGGCCCGACAACAAGCUCAAAUACGGCACCAAAUGGCGGAGGACAGCAAAGCAGAUUACUCAUCGAAUCUUCAGAAAUUCAACCACGAGCAGCAUGAGUAUUACCAUACUCACAUCCCCAACAUCUUCCAGAAAAUACAAGAGAUGGAGGAAAGGAGGAUUGUGAGAAUUGGAGAAUCAAUGAAGACGUACGCAGAAGUGGACCGGCAGGUCAUCCCAAUCAUCGGGAAAUGCUUGGAUGGAAUAGUGAAGGCAGCUGAAUCCAUUGAUCAGAAAAAUGAUUCCCAGCUGGUAAUAGAAGCUUAUAAGUCGGGGUUUGAGCCUCCCGGAGACCUUGACUUUGAGGAUUACACUCAGCCAAUGAAGCGCACCGUGUCGGACAACAGCCUUUCCAAUUCCCGAGGAGAAGGCAAGGCAGAGCUCAAAUUUGGCGGCAGAUCCAAAGGAAAGCUAUGGCCGUUCAUCAAAAAAAAUAAGCUUGUGUCCCUUUUAACAUCCCCCCAUCAGCCUCCCCCUCCUCCCCCUGCCUCUGCCUCACCCUCUGCUGUUCCCAACGGCCCCCAGUCUCCCAAGCAGCAAAAGGAACCCCUCUCCCACCGCUUCAACGAGUUCAUGACCUCCAAACCCAAAAUCCACUGCUUCAGGAGCCUAAAGCGUGGGCUUUCUCUCAAGCUGACCUUUGAAAUACAAAGUAGCCUUUACUGUGUUCUGCCUGUUCUUUUUUUCAGAGAUGCCAUAACCAAAAUGAAAGAUGUCUACCUAAAGAAUCCUCAAAUGGGAGACCCAGCCAGCUUGGAUCACAAAUUAGCAGAAGUCAACCACAAUAUAGAAAAACUCAGAUUAGAGACCCAGAAGUUUGAGGCCUGGCUGGCGGAGGUUGAGGGCCGACUCCCCGCGCGCAGCGAGCACGCCCGGCGGCAGAGCGGCCUGUAUGACAGCCAGAACCCGCCCACAGUCAACAACUGUGCGCAGGACCGAGAGAGCCCAGAUGGCAGUUACACAGAGGAGCAGAGCCAGGAGAGUGAGGUGAAGGUGCUGGCCACGGAUUUUGACGACGAGUUUGAUGACGAGGAGCCCCUUCCUGCCAUAGGGACCUGCAAAGCUCUCUACACAUUUGAAGGUCAGAAUGAAGGAACCAUUUCUGUAGUCGAAGGAGAAACCCUGUAUGUUAUAGAGGAAGACAAAGGAGACGGGUGGACCCGCAUCCGGAGAAGUGAAGACGAAGAGGGUUAUGUCCCCACGUCAUACGUCGAAGUCUAUUUGGACAAAAAUGCCAAAGGUGCUAAGACUUAUAUUUAAUACCACUUAAAAAAAACUUAAAAGUUUUGGAGUUGUUUCUCCCCACAACUGUCGCUGUUCCAGGCAGUUCUUCAAGAGACUGGACGGCCAGCCCCGCAGGCCGUGUUUCCGUGUAGGCUCCCACUGGACUGAGCUGUAGGCCCCGUGCACCCGAGUUGCCUUGUCUAGUUUUCACUAUGAUCAAGUUUCUGGCUGAGGAAAUUUUCACGGAAAGCUGCCAACUGCCAAUUUCCAACUGUGCCGUUCAAAAUCUGAUACGUGUCUCUUCUUUUGGCGGCCCCUGUAGAUAACAGAGUUGCAUUCUAACUUCUAAUCGGUAUUUCUGAAUUAAAAAGUCCGCACGCACUCGUCACGCGGGUGCAGAAGACUGCAGUUCUCAUGUUUUUAUCUGGUAUCUACCACAAAUCGAACUUUGUUAGGGUAUUACGUUUUGUAACUUAAAAAAAUUGAACUAUGCUAGUUUGUUAAAUUUUAUGAUCAUUCACUUGGGAGGAAGUCAUAAUUACAAUAAAAUUUCCCCAUUUCCCCCUUCUUGAUAAAAAAAUAAAUAAGAUUGGUAUAUUGGUA